This is a messenger RNA of Aspergillus ruber CBS 135680, 780 nucleotides long. RefSeq names its product SET domain protein. Gene Ontology annotation, cellular component: nucleus; chromatin. NCBI's taxonomy places the organism in Eukaryota, Fungi, Ascomycota, Eurotiomycetes, Eurotiales, Aspergillaceae. The transcript has a single exon. Bases 29 to 673 code for a protein of 214 amino acids. The record is from RefSeq and is a predicted model, not a curated record. Gene Ontology annotation, biological process: regulation of DNA-templated transcription. Gene Ontology annotation, molecular function: protein binding; histone H3K36 methyltransferase activity.
GACCCAGAAUGACGCAGUUCGUUUGCCAAUGUACGAAGGAAAUUUUCAAAUACACACCAACACCUGCACGUUUGAUCCGAGACAAUGGGAGCGUUAUGUACGUGAAGGGGAAGAAGUCCAUGAUCCCACAGAACGUGAAGAAAAAGAUGGAAACUGUUGGAUUUGUUGCCAAAGUCUUGAUUUCCCCUGCUCCUGUCUCCCUCCAGAUUCAGGACAACUGGUUGAGCUCGUUGACUAUCCUAAGAAGGGAAUUGGAAUUCGGGCUCUGGCUAACUUCAAAAGCGGACAAAUCCUCGGCGAAUUCAUAGGAGAGAUUCGACACUGGGAUUACGAAGGUGAUCCCAAGUAUAAUUAUUUGAUCACUGAUGAAUUUCUUGAGCCCGUUGCAAAAAUUUCGCCCAAACGCUAUGGAAACUGGACACGGUUUAUCAACCAUUCCUGCGACGCGUCUACCAAAUUCGAAGUUAUGGCUAUCGGAAAGCGGCUUGUUGUUGUCAUCCAGGCAAAACGGGAAAUCGUGAUGUUCGAGGAAAUCACAGUCCAUUAUGGCGACGAUUAUUGGAAUGAUCAGGCAUGUCAAUGCGGUUCAUCGGAGUGCGUGUCGAAGAAGCGGGAAUCUAAGGAACCGCCUUUGGUACUUUCAGUCGACAAUGGCGUAUUAGAUGACUCUUAGUCUUGUUGUUGUCUUUCAUGCGUUUUGCUUCAAUAUAGAUAUAGACCAAUACAACUUUUAGUUACUCCUUAGAAGCACACCGACAUUGCAUUUUGCACACCCCUGAC